Messenger RNA from Sinocyclocheilus rhinocerous, 2427 nucleotides. RefSeq names its product NUS1 dehydrodolichyl diphosphate synthase subunit. The coding region runs from base 183 to 1007 and encodes 274 amino acids. Gene Ontology annotation, cellular component: endoplasmic reticulum membrane; dehydrodolichyl diphosphate synthase complex. NCBI's taxonomy places the organism in Eukaryota, Metazoa, Chordata, Actinopteri, Cypriniformes, Cyprinidae. The transcript is spliced from 5 exons. Gene Ontology annotation, molecular function: ditrans,polycis-polyprenyl diphosphate synthase [(2E,6E)-farnesyl diphosphate specific] activity. The record is from RefSeq and is a predicted model, not a curated record.
GUGGAAAGGUUGGCAAGAUGAAGAAAUGGCAGCCGACGCGCUGCGGUGUUGGCAGUGACCAAAAUGGCUCAUUUCUCGAUAGACCAUUGCUCACACCGACACGGAUUACUUUAAUAUGAGGAAUUUACUUCAAAAUCCCAUAGAUACAUUCAACUAGGAACGCGGUUCUAAGACUUUGAAGCAUGGCUUUACUGUAUGAGAUGGCGUGGCGCUUUUUGCACGCGCUGCUCUAUGUGCAGCGCGCGCUGGUCGCCUGGUUCCGAGUCCACAUCUGGAGGUGGAAACGGGCCGUGGUGGGCUUAUUGCUGCCCCUUGCCCUCGGCUUUCAUAAUCCGAAAAAGACUGGAGCCAUAGGCAAACGGACCAGCCGUCGGGUUCGCUGGGGAGCCGAUGGCAGGACGUUAGAGAAGCUGCCUCUUCAUGUGGGGUUAUUGAUCACUGAGGAGGAGAUCCACUUCACUGACGUCGCCAAUCUAGUGGUCUGGUGCAUGGCAGUGGGCAUCUCAUAUGUCAGUGUGUAUGAUAACCAAGGUGUCUUCAGGAGGAAUAACUCCAGACUCAUGGAGGAGAUCCUGAAACAGCAGCAGGAGCUUUUGGGAAUGGACAGCUCCAAAUACUCGGUGGAGUUUAUGAAGAACGGUACAGAUAAACAAGAGCAUCAAGUGUUACCUUGUCAGUCAGUGGUGAAAGUCUUAUCUCCAGACGAUGGGCGGCUCAGUAUCGUCCAGGCAGCCCAGCAGCUCUGCAGGGCCGUUGAGCAGAAGGAAAAGACAAUCAAAGACAUUAACGUCACUGUGCUGGACUCAUUACUCAGAGAGUCAAAGAACAUACCAGACCCAGACCUGGUGCUGAAGUUCGGCCCUGUGGAAAGCACACUUGGAUUUCUUCCCUGGCACAUCAGACUAACAGAGAUUAUCUCCAUGCCGUCCCACGUAGAUGUCUCUUACGAUGACCUGUUCGGUGCUCUGCAGCGCUAUGCAACGUGCGAGCAGCGGUUGGGCAAGUGAGGAUCAGUCUGCAGAACAGAACAGAAGGAACUGAACGAGCGAGAGGGGAUGGAGGUGGUCCGUCCCUCUCUUCAUGUUUACAGUACAAGCACUGGAGCCUCAGCGCCAGCAACCCGCUGCUGCUGCUCUUCUCUGCCAAGGCCUGCCGAGCGUCUCUCUCUCUGUGUGUGUGUGUGUGUGUGUGUGUGUGUGUGUGUGUGAUUAUACUCGUGCGUUUGUGUAUGUGUGAGUCUCCCGUGAGUAACUACACGCAGAAAAGGGCACAAGCGCUGCCCUGCAAACAAGCCGGUCGCUCGAGGAGCUUGGUUAGCCAUGUGGUGUAAAUUUACCAUCAUUUUUUUUACUUUCCCGUAUCUUUGGACACUUUGGAAUGGUGGCAGUUCAUAAAGGUGCACUGAACUCUUCCGAAGCUGCGUACAGUCAUCCGUCUUGCACAGCGAACGAGAGCCCCUGGAGAGGGAAUGCGCUUCUAGUUGCACAGCUGUCUUCAGACGGCGAGAUUUUUCUACUUCGACGAAUCUUCUGCAUGCCGAAUCUGUCUUAUUGCAACGUCACGUUCCCAUUAAGGCUAUACAAGCGUGCUGUAAAUGGUUAUGUGUGUGUUUAUUCGUAAUUGUGUCGUUUGAAUGUGCGCGUGUGUGCCACAAAUUACACAAAUUAGCAUUAAAAACCCUGAAGUUUGUAAUUCUAAGUGUGUAAAUUGAUUGCUCUACAUCGUUCCCCUCCGAAAGCUCUCGCAGUUUGUUAUGGCUCGUGGCGCUAAUUAUGUUUUUAUUUGAUUUUUAGUUAAUAUUGUUUCAUUCAGAAGUCUGUUAUUUUUUUCUGUCGAUAUCUCUAUGGAUCAGAAAUGAUUCACAUGAAUAUUUCGUGAGAUCCGUGAUUGUUUUUUCAUAAAAGGCCACAGGCUUUUAAUGGUUCUGCUCAGCACAAGAAGUCUUAAAUGUGUAAUUCAUGGGUUGGUUUGAUAGUGUCCAGCGUGAAUGUACAAUAAACGUUACUGAAUCCUUUAACUGUAGUUGUAUUGAAAGUGGCAUUGAUUCUUCUGCGGUGGAGUGGAAAUGAAAAGAGGAAUGAUUUUCUGUUGCAGCUUCACUCUCACACUUCCUGCUUCUGACUGGUUCUGUGUAUUUCAUCUGACAGUUCUUCAUCUGGCUGGCACUUUUAUCCAAAGUGACUUGCGUUCAGGCUAUAUAUUUUAUCACUAUGAUCCCUGGGAAUUGAACUCAUGGCAUGACAUGCUUUAGCAGUCACAGGAACUCUGCUGGUAUAUUGGAUAAAUCCUGAAUAAUUCUUCUACAGUAAUUCAGCUUUUCGUCCAUAAGGUUCACAUAUACUGCCACGCAGAAGUUUGGGGCCGUAAGGUUUUUCGAAUGUUUUUUGAAAGAAGUCUCUUAUGCUCACCAAGGCUGCAUUUAUUUGA